Messenger RNA from Danio rerio (zebrafish), 7427 nucleotides. The record is from RefSeq and is a predicted model, not a curated record. NCBI's taxonomy places the organism in Eukaryota, Metazoa, Chordata, Actinopteri, Cypriniformes, Danionidae.
UGUUGAGGGCUUCGAGGAGCCGGAAAUCCGGAAAUGUUCACAAGUUUUUCUUCAUUGGCCGCAGAGGAGGAGGAUCAUUAGUGGAGCAGAGAGGAAAAAAGCCCCACAACCUUCAUAUCGCGGCGAAAGCAACCAAACUUUGCCUUGUUUUCUUUGGAAGCGACAGGAAAACAGCAAAACCCCCCUCAGCUUCAGCCGAAAACAAGUCCAGAUGUUUCAUGUCUGAGGGUCUCUGUCAUACACACCAGACCACUGGGAGCUGCUCAUAUUUUGCGUCCUCUUUAAUGCAUGUUUAUCAUUUACAGCAUGUUUACCUUGGAAUAAUGAACGCGGAUUCGUCCCUCCUGAAGACUCCUGUGAGGCAGAAGUGAACUGCUGUGGCUGUGGAGAAUGGAGCUGAAGUGUUCAGUUGGAGAUUUGCUCUUCUUGAGUUUUCUCUGGAAUGUUUUGUGUGUUCAGACUCAUCUGGACGCGAAUUUCCCGCGCGGCGAUGACACCGUAAUCAACCUUCUGGAGGCUCUGAACAUCACUCGCUCUCCUCAUGGCGUGUCUAAAGUCAAAGGAUCUGACCCAGAGACUCCAGCCUGGCGUUUACGCUCGUCCACACAUCUCAUAUUACCUCAGGACUUAUCUAAAAACCUGUUUAGCACUUCACAGGGCGUCCUGGGUUUGCAUCUGCUGGGCCGACAGACCAAAAACUCGGAGAUCACCCUUAUUUCAGUUUCCAAUCAGCAGCAAGAAAGACGCCCCCUGCUGGAGCUCAUCUCUAAUACGCAGUCAGACUGGCUGCAGAUGCGGUUCAGGUCAGGAGACGGUCUGCAGACGGAGGUAUUGAAGCUGCCCGGAGGGAGUCCGUUUACUGGUGGAGGAUGGGUGCGGAUGGCCCUCAGUGUAGAGCCCAGGCAGAUGCUGCUGUUCGUGGACUGCCAAGAGGCUGUGGUGCUCAAGCUGAAAGGGGGAGGACGGAUACUGAGUCUGGAUUUUACACAUGAUGUGCAGGUCACGUUCUCCAGGGCUGCAGGAAAUACAACCAGCAAGUUUAGCGGUUCUUGGCAGAUUGCUGAGCUCUCCACAAGGACAUAUGAGAGACGUCCGUGGUUCUGUGACAACAUUACAGAUUCUCUUCCGGACACUAUCCAUCCGACCCUUUCCACUGUACCCGCAGUCCCUGACCUCUCUAUGAUGCGUGACGAGGCGGGUCGUGGAGAUGGAGUGUUGAGCACAACAGGCCCCAGUGAGUCUGAUGUGCGGUUUGGAGAUCUGGAGAGAAACCUGCAUGGCAUCAUGACCAUGCUGGAGAUGCUGAAGAGACAGAACACAGAGCUGCAGGCGAGGGUUGAGUUUUUGGAGACGUGUGAGUGUAUUAAGCGUAAGUGUGUUUGGGAAGGCCGUCAGGUGGACGAAGGCUCUCAUUGGUCUCCUGACAUUCGCACCGUCUGUUCCUGCUCCAGUGGAAGAGUUCAGUGUAACCGCUCAAGUGAGUGCAGCUUUCAGAGCAGAAUCUACAGCGAUGGAGAAGUUUUCAGCCCAGACGAAUGCAGCCGCUGUAAAUGUGAGUAUGGAAGAGUGGAAUGUGAUGUGAACCCGUGUCCAUCGCAGACCUGUGAGGAACCGUCUGUUCAGAGACCGUGCUGUUCUGUCUGCCAAACCAGUCUCAGAUGUGAACAUGAAGGUCAGGUCUAUGAGAACGGUCAUGAGUUUGUGUCGAGAUCAAACCCUUGCCUCAGUUGCAUCUGCUCUAACAGUCGGGUGUCUUGUAACACCAUUCAGUGUCCGUCAACCCCGUGUCCAAACCCCUACAGGAGACCCGGAGAGUGCUGUCCUACAUGCUCAGCAUGUGAUGUGGACGGUCGGCCGUACAAUGGCUCUUUCAGCACCGUUGAUGGCUGCCAGACCUGUACCUGUCAGGGUGGAAAUCAGGAAUGUGUGGACGUGCAGCGAUGUCCACAGACCUGUCAGGAUGGGGUGAAGCCACCAUUUGGCUCCUGCUGCAGAGAUUGUUCCCGCUGUUAUUUUGAUGGCCAAAUUGUCUUAGACGGCGUCUCUUUUCAAGACUCAAGCGACCCCUGCAAACACUGUGUGUGCAGUGCUGGGAAUAUAGUGUGUAACCCUGAGUUGUGUCCUGAACUUCCCUGUACUCUGCUGGAGACUGUAGGAGGACAGUGCUGUCCCCGGUGUCGAAGUUGUGUUCAGGAAAAUGUGUGGCAUCUGCAUGGCUCUCAGUGGAGGCAUCCAAGCGACCACUGCUCAACCUGUACCUGCACAGAAGGUAAAAUCCAGUGUGAACAUGAACGCUGUAAUGUCCCAUGUAGAAACCCUGCUUCUCCACCUCCGGGAUCCUGCUGUCCUGUUUGUGAAGGAUGUAAUCUCAAUGGAUUAGAUGUCCCAAAUGGGAUGCCUCUGCCAUCUGGACCAGUGUGUGAGGGCUCCUGUAGAUGUGAGAAUGGUAAUGUUAUCUGUGAUCGAUUGCCCUGCCCGCCGACUCCCUGUUAUAAUCCAGUCACGCCACCAGGAGAAUGUUGUCCACGAUGUACGGAAUGUGUUUAUGAGGGUGAAGUCUACGAGGAUGGUCAAACCUUCAUAUCCAGACAGGAUCCAUGCUUGAGGUGUCAAUGCUUGGGUGGACAAGUGUCAUGUGAUCCCCCAGGAUCCUCAUGUCCGCCUCCGACUUGCACUCAUCCAACAAAACCACCAACUCAGUGCUGCGCGACUUGUAACACAUGUGAGUAUGAAGGAAGGAUUUAUGGAGAUGGAGAAGAGUUCAGGCCUCCUGGUGGUGGUCCGUGUGUCCUGUGUACAUGCAAGGGGGGGAAUGUAAGGUGUCACCAGGAAAGAUGCCCACCUACUAAUUGUCCAGUUCCUACUCCUGCGCCUCCUAACCAAUGCUGCCCAGCGUGCAGAGGUUGUGUGUGGAAUAACAAUCAGUAUGAGGAAGGAUCCACAUGGGCUGACGGUGAACAGAUGUGUUCUUGUGUGGCAGGACAGGUGACGUGCCGUCUGAACUGUCCGACUCCUGAGUCCUGUCUGGAGCCCAUAGUGACAGGUGGUGACUGUGGCCAGUGCCAAUACGGAGAGUAUGUGUAUGAAAACGGCCAAUCAUUCCAGGACCCGCAGGAUCCCUGUGUGACGUGCACCUGUCAGGACGGUCAGACAAGGUGUGUUCUCCCAGCAUGUCCUGCAGUGACGUGUGUUAAUCCAUACACUUCUCCUGGAGAGUGUUGUCCUCGCUGUCCUCCAGUUCAGGACUGUGAGUAUGAUAACCGCAUCAUUACUAAUGGAGACACGUUCCCAAAUCCUGGCAAUCAGUGUUUGGAUUGUGUUUGCACUGAUGGACACGUGGAUUGUGGGAAUCAUGAGUGUCCGAAGCCAAACUGCAACUAUCCCAGACCCGGGACCUGCUGCCAGAACAACUGCAACGGAUGUAAUUAUGCAGGCAAUGAGUAUCCAAAUGGAAUGGAGUUUCCCCAUCCAGUAGACAAUUGCAGGAUGUGUCGUUGCACUAAUGGAAAUGUCCAGUGUCUGAUGAAGAGAUGUCCAGCAGUUCAUUGUGAUAAUUCAUUCGUUCAGGCAGGAGAGUGUUGUCGGCAGUGUCCAGCGCCCCCCGCUGACUGCAUUGUUGAAGAACAGUCAUACAGACACAUGCAGCGCUUCAGUCAUCCCACUGACAGCUGUCAAUCAUGCACUUGCACCAAUGGCACGCCGAGCUGCCGACGCAGGCCCUGCCCCUCUGCCACCUGCUCCCACCCUAUAAUCCAAGAGUGCUGUCGAACAUGUGACGGCUGUCUGUAUCAUGGAAGGGAACAUGCCAAUGGUGCUACAUUCGCAGACCCAUCAGACUCAUGUAGGACGUGUGUUUGUCGUGAUGGGACAGUCACAUGUCACAGUAAUCAGUGUCAGCGCAUCGCCUGUCCUUUCCCGGUGCAGGACCAGUGCUGUCCACACUGUAAUGGUUGCAUGUAUGCUGGUGUGGAGUAUCUGAAUGGUCAGGAGUUCGCCGACCCCUCUGAUCACUGCGCUCAUUGCAUAUGUUCCAAUGGUCAUGUGACCUGCAAUACGAAGCCGUGUCACAACCCCGGAUGUACUUACCCCACUACUCGCCCGGACCAGUGCUGUCCUGUGUGUGACGGCUGUCAGUUUGAGGGAAGAGUUUAUGUUGAUGGUGAGUUAUUUCCAUCAUCUACAACAUCAUGUGAGGAGUGCAGAUGCUCUAGAGGUGAGGUCGAGUGUUCUCCUAAAAGUUGUCCCAUCGUCUCCUGUCCUCAUCCUGAGCGCGACCCCUGCUUAUGUCCUGUGUGUGAAGGCUGUCAGUUCAACGGUCGGGACUGUGGAAAUGGAGAGAGAUUUCCUGACCCCAGUGACCCCUGCAGGAGCUGUGCUUGCCUGGAUGGAAGUGUGUCCUGUUCCCCAGUGUCGUGUCCAGAAGUAUUCUGCAAGCGCCCCGUUCGUCCUCCAGGCGAGUGCUGUCCAGUGUGCAGUGGGACGUGUGAGCAUCUGGGGCAGGUGUAUGAGGACGCAUCCACCUUCAUCCCAGCUGACGAUCGCUGCUCCACCUGCACAUGCCUGAGUGGAGUGGUGUUGUGUGAGAAGAAGAUGUGCUCUAAGAAGUGCACUCAUCCAGUGCGCACUAGACUCUGCUGUCCUGUGUGUGACGCCUGUCUGUAUGAAGACAAGAAGUACAGAAACACAGAGUCCUUCAUUGACCCGUGGGACCCAUGCAGGACCUGUGUGUGUCGUGAUGGCUCUGUUUCCUGCUCCGCCAUCACCUGUCCUGCGGUCUCCUGCCAGAACCCCAUCACUCCAGCGGGAAAGUGCUGUCCGGAGUGCAGAGUGUGUGUUCAGUACGAUCAGCAGUAUGUGGAUGGAGAGAGUCUGACUCUACCUGCUGACCCCUGCUUGAAGUGCACCUGUGUGGCUGGUGAGGUGAAGUGUGUGUCUCCUCGUUGUAAGACACUGUCCUGUGUGCAUCAGCUUACUGAUCCCGGCUCCUGCUGUCCCCGAUGCAGAGGCUGUAUUUAUGAUGGUGUGGAGCGUCAGGAAGGCAGUACCUGGUUUGCGUCCGCUGGUCUCUGCAUGUCCUGCAUGUGUGUGGACGGAGUGACCACCUGUUCAGAGGUGCACUGUCUGUCCACCUGCAUCAACCAGAUCACUGUACCCGGAGAGUGCUGUCCAGUGUGCGCAGACUGUGUGUUUGAAGGCAGAGUUUAUGGCCCUGGAGAGAGUUUCCAGCCAUCUGAAGAUCCCUGUCAGAUCUGCACCUGUGAGGUGAUGCCGGAUGGAGAGCAGCACUUGCGCUGUUACAGAAAGCAGUGUCCGAGUUUGGUGGACUGUCCUAAACACAACAUCCUGCACAGCAGCUCUGAUUCCUGCUGUCCUGUCUGCACACAGCCCCUCAGUAACUGCACAGCGACUCUGAUUGGUAAUGAAGUGUUGGCCACUGACGACCCGUGUUUUACCUGCCAGUGCAAGGAUUUGACAUGGACGUGUGUUCACCGUGGUUGUCCUCCUCUGAGCUGCUCUCCAUCUGACCAGCACACUCCUCCUGACUCCUGCUGCCCCAUCUGUGAUGUGUGUGUAUUAGAGGGCAGCAACACCCGUGUGCCAGAUGGCCAUAGAUGGACAGACAAGGAGAAUGAGUGCACAACCUGCAUCUGUAAUAAAGGGCACAUUGAGUGUGACCUGCAGGAGUGUGCUCCGCUCCAGUGUCCGGAUGGAUCCGUUAAAGUCAAGAACCCGGGGAAGUGCUGUCAAGAGUGCACAGAGGUGGUAGAUGUGGUGUACAUAUACCCUAGUGCAGAGUGUGUGUACGAGGGACAGAUAUAUAGAGACAGUGACCAAUGGGAAGUGGACGAGUGUACGACCUGCACCUGUGUGAAUGGAGAUGUGCACUGCCAAACCCAGAGAUGCCCAACGCUCACAUGUGCCUCGGAUGAAACGCCAGCUCUGGUUCCUGGGAUGUGUUGUCCUCACUGUAUUCCUCACCCUGCCACCUGCGUUGUCUUUGGAGAUCCUCACUACCGAACAUUUGACGGAAAGAUGGUGCAUUUCCAGGGCACCUGCACAUACGUUCUGGCUCAGGACUGUGAGGGCGGAGACUUCAGUGUCCAUGUGUCCAAUGAGGACCGGGGACGUAAAGGAGUGUCUUGGACUAAAGAGGUGACCGUGUUUAUUGGAGAUGUUGUGAUACAGCUUUAUCAGGACUGGAUUGUCAAGGUUGAUUAUGAGCCAGUCUCCCUGCCGUAUCUUAAAGAGCCUUAUAUUUAUCUAGAGCGCAAGACCAACACCAUCCUCCUGAACACCAAUGUUGGGCUAAAGGUGUUGUGGAAUGGUCGUUCUCAUCUGGAAGUCAGUGUUCCCGGCACCUACAAGAACCACAUGUGCGGGUUAUGUGGCAACUUCAACAAUUACCCUCAGGAUGAUAUGAAACUGCGCAAUGGACAAAUUGCCACCUCUGAAGCAGCAUUUGGAAACAGCUGGAAGGUGGGCAAUGGAAAUUCCAGUGUUCAGUGUCCUGACGUGAGGAACAUUAACCCGUGUAAGGAGGCCGGAUACUCUGCUCGUAAGACAGCAAACUCUCGCUGCGCAGUGCUGAAGUCUCCUGUGUUUGAGCGCUGUCAUAAACUGGUUCUGCCCGAGAUGUUCUUCGCCUCAUGUGUGUAUGAUCUGUGUGCCUGCGGGUCCAAUAUGGACGAUUGUUUGUGUGACGUGUUGGAGGUUUACGCGUCUGAAUGUCGUGAAGCUGGGAUUAUCGUGCAGUGGAGGACGCCGACGCUCUGUGCUGUGGGUUGCCCACUGGAUCGUGGUUAUGUGUUUGACGAAUGCGGCCCACCAUGUCCCAAGACAUGUUUUAAUAAAGACGUGCCGCUCGGUGUCAUCGAGGCUCAUUGUUUUAAACCCUGCGUCCCAGGAUGUCAGUGUCCCGCUGGACUGGUGGAGCACAACGCCCACUGCAUCGCCCCUGAAAAAUGCCCCAAAAUUAUCCACGACAAUCUCUGAACAUCCUGUGGAGUCAACUCUGUUUGUCUGCAGUGUCUAAAUCUGAUUCAGUCUUGCUUUUAAUGAAUUAAUCCUGACAUACUACGAUUCAAAAACCAGCGCUUAAAGACAGCCUGACAUCACAAAUUGGCAACCCAGGCUUAUUGUAAAUAUGUACCCCCGUAUACAAUUCUGGAGAGCACAAAUUAUGUAGCCAGAGCUAUGUCUGGCUUCAUUAGUUCCUUUUAGAGCUUACCAGGUGACCGUUUACCUCAGUGUAGAGGGCUUUUACACUGUUACCAGUUUGCCGAGUGGCAUUACAGUUGACACGCAGAGAGGAGUUGACCGCGACAACGGGGUUGGAGUACACUGAAGAGCAGUUCCAGAAAGCAAGUAAGACAAAAACAGAGGCAAAAAAUAAAAUAAAUAAGUAAAUAACAGUGGGAGAACGUGGU